Messenger RNA from Metarhizium robertsii ARSEF 23, 885 nucleotides. RefSeq names its product Zn(II)2Cys6 transcription factor. Gene Ontology annotation, molecular function: DNA-binding transcription factor activity, RNA polymerase II-specific. NCBI's taxonomy places the organism in Eukaryota, Fungi, Ascomycota, Sordariomycetes, Hypocreales, Clavicipitaceae. Bases 1 to 885 code for a protein of 294 amino acids. Gene Ontology annotation, biological process: regulation of transcription by RNA polymerase II. The transcript has a single exon. The record is from RefSeq and is a predicted model, not a curated record.
AUGGGCCAGUUUUGGGCUCAAAAUGCCCCCCGAAUUGGUUUCUCUAACCCCUAUGUCUUGCAUCUUGCCUAUUCGUUGGCUGGAUACCAUUUGGCGCGGGGAGAUUCCUGGGAUAGAAACGCGCAAGCACGUCGCUUGGCUGUUGCUAAAUUAAACUUUACUGCCGGACUUGCUGGACUUAAUAAGGCAAUUUCGGUCAUGGACAGUGGAACUUGCGGCGCGAUAUAUAUAUCCGUAAUGCUCUUAUGCUUUUGCACCUUUGCAGCUGGCCCUGUUGGACGCAAUGACCUGCUUGUCUGCCAAGUUGGUGUCGCACAGCCAAAACCAUCAGUGCCUCUUGCACGAGGAGCCCACCUUGUUCGGCAACGUUUUGAUUCGGCCACUCUAUUCUCGGGGCUGAUGGCACCACUCGCUCCGACGAACAGCCAGCCCGCUGAUAGCAGGGCAACCUGUCAUCGGCAAUGUUUUGUGCGGGUCGAUUGGAUGGAUCAAUUAUCGAGGCUGCGCGAGUUGAUCGUCUCCAGCGACACCAGAGAAGUUUCGGUUACUAUUCGGUCAUUCGAUACAUUGCGAGCAAUAUACGAAGCAACAUACGGCGAUAGGGAUGGCUUAUAUGAAGGACCACCAAUGCAUGGCAUGGUGUUGCGCUGGUUGUAUGUCAUGGAAGAUGACUUUGUGGCAAGUCUUCAAAGCAAGGAUGCCAUGGCUCUGUUGAUUCUGGCAUACUUUGCUCCUCUACUCAACACCAUGAGCAAAGCGUGGUUCUUGAAAGGUUGGGCCGAACAUCUGCUUACUAGUAUACGGAUAUUUAUCGACAAGGAGUAUGUUGAGUGGUUAGAGUGGCCUAUGGGUGUUGCUGAACAAUACAGCGAGCAUAUCCGUUGA